AUGGUUGGCGGACAGGCCGCCAACGAAGCCUUCAAGGAGGAGGUACUUGUGAGGUGCAGAGCUAACUAUUACAGUCAGAGCAAAGACCCUUAUACCCAAGCUGAACCUGAACUAAACGAAGAACCUGAUUCGGCCACAUAUUGUUCGGAUGACAGUGAAUCAUACAAGAGUGACUCAGACGAUACCGAUCCUGACGAAACGUUGGUUGAUGAAUCUGAAUCGGACGACUCAUCUAAAUAUGACGGCAUAGCUAACCUGGCCGAGUUAUUUUACUUGUUUCCGGAAUUAUUUAAGCGCCGGGCUAAGAAGCGCUCUUGGCAGUGCAUGGAGAUGAAGGAGGAAGAAGAGGAGGAGACUGAGGAGGAAUGUGAGGAUUCCGAAACAGAGUGUAAAGAGGGAGCUGAACCAAAGGGCGAUCGUUUUGUGAAGAGAAGACGAUCUCCCUCACCAAAGGACGAUUGUUCUUUGAAGAGAAGACGACCUUCCUCACCAAAGGACGAUUGUUCUUUGAAGAGAAGACGAUCUUCCUCACCAAAGGACGAUUGUUCUUUGAAGAGAAGACGACCUUCCUCACCAAAGGACGAUUGUUCUUUGAAGAGAAGACGAUCUUCCUCACCAAAGGACGAUUGUUCUUUGAAGAGUAGACGAUCUUCCUCACCAAAGGACGAUUGUUCUUUGAAGAGAAGACGAUCUUCCUCACCAAAGGACGAUUGUUCUUUGAAGAGAAGACGAUCUUCCUCACCAAAGGACGAAUCUUCUUGA
This is a messenger RNA of Homarus americanus (American lobster), 762 nucleotides long. RefSeq names its product serine/arginine repetitive matrix protein 5-like. Lineage: Eukaryota; Metazoa; Arthropoda; Malacostraca; Decapoda; Nephropidae. The record is from RefSeq and is a predicted model, not a curated record. The transcript has a single exon. Bases 1 to 762 code for a protein of 253 amino acids.